AUGGGUCAUCUAAUUACCGUUGCAACCUGUUCACUUAAUCAAUGGGCACUUGAUUUUGAAGGAAACCUUGCACGCAUUCUUGAAAGUAUCAAAAUCGCCAAGGCGAAGGGUGCCAAAUUACGCGUUGGUCCGGAACUCGAAGUCAGUGGCUAUGGCUGUUACGAUCAUUUUCUCGAAAGUGAUACGUAUCUGCAUUCUUGGGAGGUGUUAGCAGAAAUCCUCAAAAGUGAAGAGGCUAAGGAUGUGAUUUUGGAUAUCGGCAUGCCGGUAAUGCAUAAAACGGUUAAAUACAACUGCCGAGUUAUUGUGUGCAAUGGCAAGAUUGUCUUGAUCCGACCAAAGAUCUUCCUAGCAAAUGACGGUAACUAUCGUGAACCACGCUUCUUUACAGCAUGGGUUCCAAAGAAGGUGGAGAAGCACUAUCUGCCCCGUAUGAUCCAAAGUAUCACUGGUCAGUUUACCGUUCCAUUUGGUGAUAGCGUUGUAAGCACCCUGGAUACCUGCAUUGGCUGUGAAACUUGUGAAGAAUUGUUUACACCGCAAAGUCCCCAUAUCUCAAUGGGCCUGGAUGGUGUGGAGAUUUUCACCAACAGCAGCGGUAGUCACCACGAGCUUCGCAAACUUGAUACGCGUAUCAAUCUGAUGAAGGCUGCUACGGCAAAGGUUGGUGGUAUCUAUCUGUAUGCAAACCAACAAGGUUGUGACGGAGACAGACUGUACUAUGAUGGUUGCGCCAUGAUUGUAAUGAACGGUGAUGUGAUUGCCCAAGGAUCUCAGUUCUCGCUUCAUGAUGUGGAAGUUGUUACUGCUACUGUGGAUUUGGAAGACGUCCGCUCGUUCAGAUCACGCACCGCCAGCCGUGGUGUCCAAGCCGUACACACAGAAGCAUACGAGCGCGAGGACGUGGAGUUCUCUCUAUCGCACCCACACAUGGAUUCCGAUGCAGGCAUCGUUCCAGACAAACCACGAGCUCCGUUCUACCACUCGCCAGAGGAAGAGAUUGCAUUGGGUCCCGCCUGUUGGUUGUGGGAUUAUCUUCGUCGAUCCAAGACUGCUGGUUACUUUCUACCUCUUAGUGGCGGUAUCGAUAGCUGUGCGACCGCCGUUAUUGUAGCAUCCAUGUGCCGUCUGGUUGUCAAGGAAUGCAGUCAAGGAAACCAACAAGUGAUUGCUGAUGCCCGUCGUUUGGCCGGCGGCACCGACAAGAAUUAUAUUCCUACCGAUCCUGCACAGUUUGCCAAUCAAAUCUUCUACACAUGCUAUAUGGGUACAUCCAACUCUAGCGAUGAAACGCGCGAGCGCGCCAAAAAUCUUGCUGAGGUCAUUGGCAGUUAUCAUACCGAUCUGAACAUGGACACUGUUGUCUCGGCCAUUCACGGUCUGUUUUCUUUGGUCACCGGCAAGACACCGCAAUAUCGCAUCCACGGCGGUUCCAACACUGAAAAUCUGGCCUUGCAAAACAUCCAGGCACGUCUUAGAAUGCUUUUGGCAUAUCUUUUUGCCCAGCUCAUGCCAUGGUGUCGAUCCAAGGAAGGUGGCUUGCUUGUUCUGGGCAGUGCCAAUGUGGAUGAAAGUCUUCGCGGGUACUUGACAAAGUAUGACUGCAGCAGUGCGGAUGUAAAUCCAAUCGGUGCGAUUAGCAAGACGGAUUUGAAGCGCUUUAUUGCUUAUGCGCGCGACGAGUUCAAGAUGUGUAUUUUGGAAGAGUUUUUGGAUGCUACACCUACAGCUGAGUUGGAGCCGAUUACAAAGGAUUACGUGCAGUCGGAUGAAGUUGAUAUGGGUAUGUCGUACACUGAGCUUUCUCAGUUUGGACGCUUGCGUAAGGUCGAACGAUGCGGUCCAUUCUCCAUGUUUUACAAGUUGUUGCAUGAAUGGGGUCAAGAUCUCCGGCCUACAGAGGUGGCGGCCAAGGUCAAACGCUUCUUCUUUUAUUAUUCCAUUAAUCGGCACAAAAUGACCACCAUCACUCCAUCAUAUCACGCCGAAGCAUACAGCCCUGAUGAUAAUCGCUUCGACUUGCGACCCUUCUUAUAUAAUGCUACAUGGAAGUGGCAGUUUAGCCGAAUUGACAAGGCAGCAGAAAGUAUGGAAGACUCCAAGGAUCCCGGUGCUGCAUCGAGCAGCAGCACAUAA
Zychaea mexicana is the source of this 2136-nucleotide messenger RNA. RefSeq lists its product as uncharacterized. Lineage: Eukaryota; Fungi; Mucoromycota; Mucoromycetes; Mucorales; Lichtheimiaceae. The record is from RefSeq and is a predicted model, not a curated record. Gene Ontology annotation, molecular function: NAD+ synthase (glutamine-hydrolyzing) activity; glutaminase activity; ATP binding. Gene Ontology annotation, cellular component: cytoplasm. Gene Ontology annotation, biological process: NAD+ biosynthetic process. Bases 1 to 2136 code for a protein of 711 amino acids. The transcript is spliced from 10 exons.